AUGGACACUCCCAUCCACCCAAAUCUAACCCACCUCGCGACCCUGUCACAUCGCUCCCGCCAACGAAACGAAGCCCGCAUCAGCUGGGGCUACAUCAGCGACACGCCCGCGGACGUGGUCUGCGGGCUGUGCGGGGAGCACGAGCACCUGUGCGCGGACACGCGGUUCUGGCGGUGUCCGAUGGCGGCGUGCGGGCACAGCGCCUGGCACGAUAGCUGCCUGGACGGGAUGUUUGAGCGGGAGGCGGCGGCGGGCCGCGCGCUGGCGUUCGGGUGUCCGGCUUGCGGGACGGGGUGGUGGCUGCGGAGUGAGAUGAGUGCGGAGGGGGCGCAGCUGCGCGAGGCGUGGCAGGAGAUGCAGAUGUUGAUGCUGUUGCGGGAGGUGGAGGAGAUGGAGGGGUGGAGUGCGCUGGGUUUGCAGCUGGGUGGGCUGGAGGGUGGGCAGGAGCUGGAUGGGCAGCAGCAGGGUAUCCAGCAGCUGGCUUUGGAGCAGGAGCGCCACCUCAGCCAGCUCUACCAGGAGUACAAGCUCAAGAAGCAGCUGAGGCAGCAGCAGGCUUGGGCGGAGGAGCGCCACCUCCGCGAGGUUUACCAGCAGUAUCUGCUGAAGGAGCAGCAGCAACAGCAGCAACAGCAGCAACAGCAGGGUUCAGAGCAGCAGCAUCAUACCGACCAGCUCUACCAGCAGUAUCAGCAGGGCUUAGAGCAGCAGGACCUAGAGCGACAGUAUCACACCCACCAGCUCUACCAUCUAAAGCAGCAACAGCAGUAA
Messenger RNA from Aspergillus fijiensis CBS 313.89, 771 nucleotides. RefSeq lists its product as uncharacterized. The record is from RefSeq and is a predicted model, not a curated record. NCBI's taxonomy places the organism in Eukaryota, Fungi, Ascomycota, Eurotiomycetes, Eurotiales, Aspergillaceae. The transcript has a single exon. The coding region runs from base 1 to 771 and encodes 256 amino acids.